This is a messenger RNA of Magnusiomyces paraingens, 2460 nucleotides long. RefSeq lists its product as uncharacterized. The transcript has a single exon. Gene Ontology annotation, cellular component: nuclear periphery; anaphase-promoting complex. Lineage: Eukaryota; Fungi; Ascomycota; Dipodascomycetes; Dipodascales; Dipodascaceae. Gene Ontology annotation, molecular function: protein binding. The record is from RefSeq and is a predicted model, not a curated record. Gene Ontology annotation, biological process: positive regulation of mitotic metaphase/anaphase transition; anaphase-promoting complex-dependent catabolic process; protein K11-linked ubiquitination. The coding region runs from base 1 to 2460 and encodes 819 amino acids.
AUGAAUAGUGUUCCGAUACGGCGAUCCAGCCAACGGCACUCGCUAGUAAGCCAUCAAAGCGGGAAUUUUGAUGGCGAUGAUGCAGGAUCGGUUGUGCUGGUCACAGAUUUUGCUUCAAUUGGAACGGGUGUGCUUCCGGCACGUAUUAGUACAACCUUUAUGGCAUGGUGUCCAACAAUCGACAUGGUUGCGCUAUCGUAUGUGCCCCAAAGUAAAAGCGAUGAAAAUAGUGAAAAUGAAGAAACAAAAACAAGCACUGGGCAUUCCGGUUUGGCCUUUUAUCGAUUAUCGGGUCAGCAAGUUUGGGCCUCCGUACCUACAUCAAAAAAGGGCGCGACUGUUCUGAAUCCCGUUGCUAUUUCUUGGAACGAAACGGGCCGCAUGUUUGUUGUAGCUCUACGCGAAGGUGGGUGUAAAGUGUACAGCAGUAAUACCGGGAAGCUCAUGUUCACAGUACACCAUAAACAUACAUAUGUGAGUGUUUCCUGGUCGACUUUUAGAUUCAGCGAAGACGUUUUGACAGCUUCUCCAUUUAAGAAGCUGGUCAACGCAGCAACAAGUCCUCUCAGACACUUGCCCAAGCUGUCAUUAAGUCCAAUGGUGGCAAGCGGUGGACCAACACAACAGCAACAGCAGCAGCAGCAGCGACAGUACGAUACCAUGUAUGCCACAAGAUCAGUAUUGGAGGAAAUAAUCCACUCUAAGCAAGAUACCGAUAAUUUUGAAAUGAGCGUUAUAUUCUGUGGAGAUAAGACAGGGAAUUUAAGCAUAAGUUUGUUUGGAACUUUUAAUAUUGGAUCGGUUAGUGUUGGAACUGAUGCUGAGAUUACUACCAUUGCGCCGUUCCCUGGAAUUCCUCAAGAAUCAGUGGUCUUGACCAAAGCCCAAGACGGUACACAAUCGCUGUAUUCGAUAAGUCUUGAUUUUUUUAAACGCUAUGGGCUUUACCUUUGUGAUGGCACUUUAAUACCUACACAAGUUUGUGCGCUAUUGGAGUAUCUACGAACUGAAAUUUACGCUGUUCAAGGUGAAAUCAAAUCAAUGGUUGAUGCACACUCAGCCUUUUAUAAGGAGUUGAUUGCAGUAGCUCCUACACCCUCCAUAGCUUUGUUCGAGCUUGUGAUGCCUGCAUUAAUUGACUCCCUAGUUACGGGUAUUCCUGCAAAACAUAUUGUCCCCUGGAUGACGCAGAGCGUCAAAGAAAAGGGUCUUAAGCGGUGGCGUAAGGAUUGUUUGCAUGGAUAUGAGGCGGUCCGACGAAGGUUAUUUGUUCAUGUUUUACCCUGUUGCGAGCGACUGAUACUUUUGUAUAGUCAUAUUCGAGGUGUGGCAAGAUGGGAAGAGCGUGGCGAAAUGCUUAACUUGGAUGCUGCGCUGCUGGACAAAGCAGUUGAGCAAGUUUCAACUUUAAUGCGGGAAGUCAACAACUACAUGUGGGACAUGAAUGCUGAGUUUGUAUUGUUUCGGUCAUAUGCCAAUUGGAUUGACAUUUUGUAUGAACAGGUUACCAAAACACCACUUAAAGAAAAUCCUGGCGAGGGCCCGCGAGUUGCACAGACAGUCAAGGUGGCCGAGUACAUUAACAUUCAUCUUCCUGUAAUUGAGCAAGUGCCACCAUUUGGCCAAACAGCAGCGGAUGAACCCAAAAGCUUGGAAGGCAUGUUUGAGGAGCUGUACGGGACUACUGGGCAAGUUUUUGAAAAGGUAAAGAAAGCGAUGCGGGACCAGGUAAAGGUUAUUCCGGUUCAGGUUCUUGGUGGAACAGUUGUCUGUGUACGAAGUGUUUUAGAGCCGAGCAGUAAUGAAAAUGAACCUUCAAAACGGUGGUGUUACAUUAUGGUGCAAUAUGAGACCCGGCAGUGUGAAGUUAUGGUAAUCAAAACAUUAAUUGGGGGUAAUAAGAUGGAAGCAAUCCGUGUGGAUGUUUCUAUGGAAGGAAUGGUUCAGCGAGUGGAACAAGUUGAGUUUAUUGAUGAUGAAGAUGUGAUGGUACUUGUUGUGACUGAUGGAAAAGACGAUGAUGAUGACGCAAAGCCCCGCGCAACCAUGAUUUCGUUUUGUUAUCGUGAUUUGUUUUAUAUGGAAGUUGAGAGCAAGGAUUUGGAAGCAAAAAAUGGUGCUGAAGGGGUGGAUCUUGUACCUGUGGAAAUUAAGCGGUCGCGGGAGUUCCCUCGGGAGGAAGAAGAUGAAGAGUCCGGGAUGUCAAGUAAACCUGGGACUGCUGAAACUAAAGUGUUUAACGAGUUUGAAGAGGCUGAUGAUGAGGGGAAGCGUGCACAGAUGGUGGAACGCGGGUUUGUGCCUGCACAGUUUGCGGUGAAUGGAGCACUUGGCCGGCGCGUUGGAUGCUUGCUUGAGCGGGAUCAACGACGGUACAUUUUCUUUGACAUUGAUGGUGAAGAGUACGAAGAGAUGGAUGAGGAAAUGGGAGACGAUGAUAAAGAGAACGGAAGUUUAUAA